Daphnia carinata is the source of this 986-nucleotide messenger RNA. RefSeq names its product ras-related protein Rab-30-like (gene Rab30). The coding region runs from base 204 to 845 and encodes 213 amino acids. NCBI's taxonomy places the organism in Eukaryota, Metazoa, Arthropoda, Branchiopoda, Diplostraca, Daphniidae. Gene Ontology annotation, cellular component: trans-Golgi network. The record is from RefSeq and is a predicted model, not a curated record. Gene Ontology annotation, molecular function: GTPase activity; GTP binding. The transcript is spliced from 7 exons.
AACUCGUGAGCAGACAUCAUGAACCAAGCCGAUUAGAGUACUUGUGUACUUAUUCGGGAAACUUCUUCAAUGAAAUGGCUUGUUUGCUCAGUGAAGCAGAAAUUUCCCGAUCUGGCCUUUACCGUUAGUGACUAAAUGUGCAAAGGUUUCAUAAAAACUAUUAGGUUUCGGCUGCUAUCUAGUAGAUAGUCGAUUUUAUAUCAAUGGAAGAUUACAAAUAUUUAUUCAAAGUUGUUCUGAUUGGAAAUGCAGGAGUUGGAAAAACAUGUUUGGUUCGGAGGUUUACUCAGGGCAUAUUCCCUCCUGGGCAAGGGGCCACAAUUGGAGUUGAUUUCAUGAUCAAAACAGUAGAAAUUGAUGGACUAAAGAUCAAGCUCCAGAUUUGGGACACUGCUGGUCAAGAGCGCUUUAGAUCAAUAACUCAAAGUUACUACAGAUCGGCUCAUGCCCUUAUUUUGGUAUACGAUGUUAGCGCCCAACCGACGUUUGACUGUCUGCCAGUUUGGUUAAGGGAAGUUGAGGAAUACGCAAGCCCCAAAGUGCUCCGGGUUCUAGUUGGCAAUAAAGUUGAUCGUGAUGACCGGGAAAUUCCGCCUGCUGUUGGAGAAGGAUUCUCAAGAAUGAAUAACAUGUAUUUUAUUGAGACAUCAGCAAAGGACUGCAGCAACGUAGAUAAACUUUUUCAAGAAAUAGCCCGCGAGCUUAUUCAGACAAUGAGAAAUCAACGCCAGGAAACUAGUCAGGAUGCGAAUUCGAAUGAUGGACCUAUUAGUCAACAUGAUACAACUCAUCUAGACGGUGCUGCCGAAAAGUCUUGGUCAGAAUCCAAUUGCUGCAAGUCAUGAUCUUCCAGUAUAAUGAUCUCUGAAUGUUGUGCAAUGUUUGGUGAUGACUCUAUUCAUAUAUUAUUAUCUUUUUAACUGUGCGUUCUACAUUGGACAGACUCCGUCUAUUGACACUGUUAGGCGUCCUUUUCUCUUUCAGUU